AUGUCGACGGCGGCGGAAUCAACAAGGGCAGAAACAGUAGGUCAUGAGUCGCGUAGAGAUACCACCACCACCAGCAACGGCGUUAACAACCAAGACAACUACGAGAUAUUCGUUUCUCUCCUCCCAGCCGGCGGGCGUCCCAAACCUCUCUCCAGUGACUCCACCUCCUCCCAAAUACAGUUCAACACCCAGGUUGAUCGCAUCUACACCACGACGUCAGCGAAAUCGUCCUCCUCGUCGACAUUGCCCAGGCAGAUAGUGGUGGAAUCUCGCCGGUCCAAGUUCGGAAUCCCUGCCGACGACUCGUUUGGUACCGAGUCUCUGUCCAAGAAGAUGGUUUCGAGGUUGAACAUCCCCUUCCCGUUGGAGAACAACAUCUACUGGAGAUCAUUACCGUCCUCAUGGAUCAAAGUGGAGGGCAGCGCAGAGUUGAACUCCCGCAUCGUUAAAACCGUGGGUCGCAUCAUGGCCGGAAUGAAACGUGGUCAUGAAGGGAAGAAUGUAGAGGUGAAGCUGGUGUUGAAUAUUGCAAAGAAGAUCAGAGUUGGAGAGGCAGAGUACCAACAGAUAUGCAGGGCCCAACAAGAGGGCCAUGCCAUGGAUGACCUGGAGAAGUUUCUAAUCAAAUGCCAGGAUCAUCACGCUGCUUCUACGACUUCACGAGGAGGAGGAGGAUUUGAGAGAAUGUCAGUGGAUGAACUCAAGAGCGUGGCCGAGGAGCACGUGAUGAGAGUUAACAGUGGCGCGCUGAUUUCUGCGUCGGAUCGAGGCUCGAUCAUCGAUGCAGUGGCUCGGAGAGCUUCCAGCGAGUGGGGUCGAGCACUGGUUUCCAAGCUCAGCAACGCUCUGGUGAAAGUGGAGACGUCGCCAACUCCAAGUAGUGGUGGGGAGUGCAGCAUCUGCUUAGCUCCCAAAGCGAGUUCAGUGGUGCGGUUGCCUUGUUGUGUGCACACUUUCCACAGGGACUGCCUUCUUCAAUGGCUGAUUCACCACACACCCAACUGCCCUCUGUGCCGCUCCUCUCCUUUGCCAUCUUUCUACCGCCCUUAA
This is a messenger RNA of Linum tenue, 1050 nucleotides long. The record is from the annotation of a GenBank genome assembly. Lineage: Eukaryota; Viridiplantae; Streptophyta; Magnoliopsida; Malpighiales; Linaceae.